Messenger RNA from Oncorhynchus tshawytscha (Chinook salmon), 2469 nucleotides. It is a transcript of the gene rgs7bpb, whose product is annotated as regulator of G protein signaling 7 binding protein b. NCBI's taxonomy places the organism in Eukaryota, Metazoa, Chordata, Actinopteri, Salmoniformes, Salmonidae. The transcript has 6 exons. Bases 987 to 1748 code for a protein of 253 amino acids. Gene Ontology annotation, cellular component: postsynapse; neuron projection; nucleus. The record is from RefSeq and is a predicted model, not a curated record. Gene Ontology annotation, biological process: G protein-coupled receptor signaling pathway.
ACCACUUCACGGCUGAGCCGUUGUUGCUCCUAGACGUUUCCACUUCACAAUAACAGCACUUGACCGGGGCAGCUCUAGCAGGGAAGAAAUUGGACAAAAUUACAUGUUGGAAAGGUGGCAUCUAUAUGAGGCGCUACAUUGAAAGACCCUGAGCUCUUCUGUAAGGCCAUUCUGCUGCCGAUGUUUGUCUAUGGAGAUUUUAUACAUCGAUUUUAUACACCUGUCAGCAACAGGUGUGUGUGAAAUAGCCGAAUUCACUGAUUUGAAAGGGUGUCCACAUACUUUUGUAUAUAUAGUGUAUUUUAGUACUGUUGCAGUUUUGUGUGUUGCAGGGACUCAUUGUAAUAUUUUGUCUUACCUGUGUGUCAUUCAGUGUAUUACCAAUGAUAGACAUCUUAUAUACAUUUUACAGAACAAAUUGCCAAAUCUCUGGUAAGUUAUGUGUCAAAUGUACAGUUUUCAUUGGUUUGCAAUUGUGGUGACAAUAAUACAUUGGUUUGCUUGCAGCCAACAGUAGCCUGUAUGUCUGUAUUCUGUAUCUCACAUCGAUCGGGGAGGCUGUGAUGUGCGUAAAUUGAUGAGAUUUACUUUGAGCAUUCAUAUUCCUGCUGGUCUUUGAAUGUGCUGUUGCUCAUGCCAGAUACGAAUAAUAUUUGUAGAUAUUUGCGUUUAUUCUCAAUACUUUCCUGCGACAGACCCGCUUGCUUUGGAGUCGUCGACGCCUCAACAGUUAACGGGAUGCCGGAGCAGUGACAAAUGGUUGGCUCAGGCUCCCCAUGAAUUCGCUUCUCAGGUGAAAGCACGACAGAAGACCGUUCAGCCGCAGUUGGCCUUCUGCUGGGGUGAAGGUGACUCGCUUCGCCGCUGAGGAGAGAGAUGCAGAGAAGAAGCUGCGAGCCGUCCACUACUUGCUGUUGUCCUGCAAGCUGAACAUACGAAUAUUAUAGAUAGGCUGGCCGUGGGAUUUUAUCAGUGACUGUGUAUGCAUGUGUUCUGCACCGAACGGGCGCAUUAACCGCCCCAGAUCCGCAGCGAACAUUUUCCAGCUCGGCAAACCACCGCAGAGGGACCCCGAGCGCCGGGAGAGCACCGAGAGCGCGCGGAAAGCCCAGCGGGCCGUAGGCGACUGUAGGAUGACUGUCCAAGAAUUCAACACUCUUGUGGCGCUGUACCGAGAACAGGUCAUCUCUAUUGGGGAGAUUUCUGCCGAUUGUCCCUCUUUACGGGCCGUGCUGCACCGUACCAGGACCAAAGGAUGCGCUAUGGCCCAAGCUGCCCAUCAGAACCUCACCGUGAUAUCUGGGUCUGGGCCAGAGGAUGGGGAGAUCCACCCAGAGAUCUGCCGGCUCUUCAUCCAGCUGCAGUGCUGCCUGGAGAUGUUCAUCACGGAGAUGCUCAAGUCCAUGUGUCUAUUGGGGGUACUGCAGCUCCACAGGAAAGGAAAGGAUUCAUACCCGGAGCCCAGGCUGGACUUCAAGAUGGAUGAGAGUUCUGAUGUACCCAUCCUGGAGGAGCGCUCCUCCUCACCUGUGGACUACCAACACGAGUCCUGGCUGGUGUGCACCGAUAUUGAAAACAUAGAGAGGGACAUGCGAGAGAUGAGAAACCUACUCAGCAAACUUAGGGAGACCAUGCCUUUACCACUAAAAAACCAAGAUGACAGCAGUCUGCUGAAUCUCACUCAAUACCCGCUAGUCAGGCAGAGGAAGAGGCGCUUCUCUGGGUUCUGCUGCCUGGUGUCUGGCUGAGUCAGUCGGGUCCUGCAGGCAGCAGCAAGGGCAGCACACCAACCCUACACAACACCUUACAUGUUAUUACUGCCAUUUGGGGAAGGAACUUUCUGAUCAGUCUGUCUUUAUUUUGUAAUAUGAUUAUAUGUAGAAAAAGCUAUUCAAAUAUAAUGUUACAAACUUGCAUAUUUUGCUAUUAUAUUAUUCAAGCUGUCUCUCUUUGUAGAAAAGGAGGACCCUUAGGUCUAUAGACGAGCACAAACAGAUGUGCCAAACUGAUGCCAUGAGAGAUGCAUUAUGUUGGUAGACAGCUUUGCCUAAUCUUUGCCUUCAGACAUCUUCCUCAGAAUGUCAUUAUAUUUCUUCACUGUGCGAUGCUUCUUUUGCAGUCUUCCAUGAAAAGGAAAUCUGUCUCCAACUUACUUUUUCCAUCACAAGGGCUUUGCAAUGCUCCAUAUCAAAAACACUUCUCAUUUCAUGUAAAUACAGUAUAUAAAUGGUGGUAAAUGUUUUGUAUGAAACUUUCUUUGAAUAAUGUAAUUAUAGAUUAUCUAAAGAUUGAAUGUCUAAAUCGUUUGCAUUGAUUUAUUUUGAUGUCUUGGCCGAAAGUGUACAGCAUGAAUAUUGCUAUUUGUACUGUGGUAGAUGUGUAGUGUAUAGAUGUUGUGCUAUAGAUUGUUGCACGGCUGACAGUAUGUAUAGGCCAUUUUAUAAUGUGAAUAAACUUUUUGUAUUUAAA